Aegilops tauschii subsp. strangulata is the source of this 675-nucleotide messenger RNA. NCBI's taxonomy places the organism in Eukaryota, Viridiplantae, Streptophyta, Magnoliopsida, Poales, Poaceae. The record is from RefSeq and is a predicted model, not a curated record.
AUGGCCUUCACAACUCAUCAGGGGCAUUUUCAGUUCAGGGUGUUGCCGUAUGGUGUCACCGGAGGCCCUAGCACAUUUCAAUCGAUAGUGACGAUUGUGUUGUCCCCUCUACUUCGCCACGGCGUCCUCGUCUUCAUGGAUGACAUACUGGUGCACUCCGCGACACUAAGGAAACACAUACAGCUGCUGCGCCAAGUGUUACAACUCUUGAGAGAUAAUGAACUAGUGGCAAAACGCUCCAAAUGCUCGUUCGCACAAAAGCAAAUCACCUACUUGGGCCACCAGAUCAGCGAACAAGGAGUGGCCACUAUGACGGAGCAUGUUCAGACGGUGCAGGAUUGCAAGCAGCCUGCAAAUGUCAAAGAGCUGCGGGGGUUCUUAGGACUGUCAGGCUAUUACAGGACGUUUGUCAGAAAUUUUGGGUUGAUCAGCCGACCGCUCACCGACCUGCUCAAAAAGAAUUCAGUGUUCGUGUGGACUCCAACAGCCGAAGCGUCAUUUCAGGCUCUAAAAAAAGCGUUGGUCACUGCGCCUGUUCUCGCGCUGCCAGAUUUCUCGAAGCAAUUCGUAGUGGAAACGGAUGCCAGUGCAACAGGGAUUGGCGCGGUGCUGAUGCAGGCGGGACACCCUGUCGCUUACUUGAGCAAGAGCCUGGUGUUGGGAAUCGUAGCAUAA